CUUUGCUCUCUCGGGCUGCUCCAGCCUUUCCCCGCCUUACCCUUGAAGGUGAAAUUCCAGUUCCAGUUCCACCAUUCUCAACAACCUUGACCCGCGACUUGUGUUCGCUCACCCACAGUCGCUGGAACGCGGCUCUCUCGUCGCAAGAUGGGAAAGCUCAUUCGCCUGGAGCUUUUUAACUUCAAAUCAUACAAGGGUCACCAUGUGCUUCUCUUCGGUGAUGCCUAUUUCACCUCCAUCAUCGGGCCCAACGGGUCGGGCAAGUCGAACUCCAUGGACGCGAUCUCCUUCGUCCUAGGUAUCAAAUCGUCCCACCUGCGAUCCACGAACCUCCGCGAUCUCGUCUACCGCGGCCGCGUUCUGCGCACGUCCAAGGUGGACGCCAGCGGCAACGCCAUUGAAACAGAAGCCAACGGAGACGACCAAGCCGAGGACGGAAUCGAUGGCGAACAAUCUCAGGAUCCCAGCGGAUCGGGCGACCCCCGAACCGCCUGGGUCAUGGCGGUGUACGAGGACGAUGCGGGCGAGGAGCAGCAGUGGCGCCGAUCCAUCACGAGUGGCGGCGUCAGCGAGUACCGGAUCAACAAUCGCAUCGUCACGGCGCAGCAGUACAACGAGGCCCUCGAGUCCGAGAACAUCCUGAUCAAGGCGCGUAAUUUCCUCGUUUUCCAGGGUGAUGUCGAAGCCAUCGCCUCGCAGUCUCCUAAGGACUUGACCCGCCUGAUCGAGCAGAUCUCGGGCAGUCUGGAAUACAAGGCGGAGUAUGAGCGCUUGAAGGCGGAGGCGGAGGAGGCCGCCGAACAACAGACCGUGCAGCUGAACCGCCGCAGAGGUAUCAACUCCGAGAUCAAGCAGUACCAGGAACAGAAGCGCGAAGCCGAGAACUAUGCCCGGAAAGCGGAGGAGCGCGACCAGGCCAUCAUCACCCAUAUCUUGUGGAAGCUCUUCCACUUCCAGCGCCUCAUCGACGCGUCCAGCGCAGACAUCCUGAAAUACCAAGACGAGCUUAAGGAAUAUCGCCGCGGUGUUGAGAAAUACGAGAAGAACGUCGAGGAUGCCAAGAAGGACCAUGCGAGAGUUGGAAGGGAUGUCGCCAAGGCCGAGAAGAACAUUCUGGCCAAGGAGAAAGACAUCGAGCAGUCGAACAAUGCUCUUGUGCCGGUAGAUGAGAAGGUCGACAUCACUAAGAAAAAGGUCGAGCGCUUCUCAUCUCGGAUCGCGGAGAUCACUAAGGAGCGGGAGGGCCAGGCGGCAAAUGUCAAACAGUUGGAAAAGAACCUAAAGGUCGUUGAAAAGGCCCAGGCUCAGUGGGAAGCUGAAUGGCUCAAGAGCAUGAGCAAGCAGGGUGGUCAGCUGAGCGAAGCCGAUCUCCAGGACUACAAGCGGCUGAAGGAAGAGGUCAACAAGCGGUCAUCCGCGGAGCAGCUGAACCUGGACAACCUGCGUCGUCAGCGAAAGACUGAAGCAGAGGCCUUCAACGGUUUGAAGAGCAAGUUCGAAGGCACUGAGUGGCAGCUGAAGACGCUGGAGUCCGAAACGCAAUCAUUGGCUGAACGCAAGUCGUCUGUCACCGAUACCGUUAAGACUACGUCGAAGGAUAUCGAACGCAAGAAGAAGGAGCUGAACGCCCUCACCUCUGAGCGCCUUCGUGUGUCACAAAUGAGGACGGAACUCGAGGAGAAGCUCCAGGUGGUGUUGAAGAAGCUUCUUGAGGCUGACGACGGCAGAAAGCAGUCCGAAAGGGAGAUCAGAGCCAAGGAGCUGAUCUCAACUCUCAAGCGCAUCUUCCCGGGUGUCAAGGGCCGUGUCAGUGAUCUUUGCAAACCGAAGCAGAAGAAAUACUCUGAUGCUGUGAGCACUGUCCUUGGUCGCCAUUUCGAUGCUAUUGUUGUGGACAAUGAGAAGACGGCGAAAGAGUGCAUCCAGCACCUGCGUGAUCAAAGAGCCGGGCAGGCCACAUUCAUCCCUCUGGAAACAAUCCAGGUCAAGGCUUUCAACUCAAACCUGAAGGGUCUGCAUCGGGGCAUGCGUCCGGCGAUCGAGACGGUCGAUUACGACGACUCGGUUGCCAGAGCCAUCAGCUACGCUUGCGGGAAUGCCAUUGUCUGCGAUGACCUGGCAACUGCGAAGUAUCUCUGUUACGAGCGAAACGUUGAUGCCAAGGCCGUCACUCUCGACGGCACUGUGAUCCACAAGGGCGGUUUGAUGACUGGUGGUCGGGGCCCUCAGCAGAACUCGAAGCGUUGGGAAGAUUCCGAGGUGGAAAACCUGUACAAGCUGAAGGACAAGCUGAUGGCUGACCUCGGCAAUCUCCCCAAGGGUCACCGACGUGGCACCGAAGAGGAAACUCUGCAAGGCGAAUUGGUUGGUCUCGAGCAACGCCUCGCCUACGCUCGCGAGGAACUCAAGGCGCUGGAGAGGAACCUCGAAAGCAAGCAUAGCGAACUGGACUUCGUGAAGCGCCAACUUGAGGAUGUGAGGCCCAAGUACUUCGAGCGUCAGGAGGGCCUGGAAGAGCUCGACCAGACCAUUGCCACCUCCCAGGAGACCGUCAGCAGUGUGGAAGACGAGGUGUACCGGAAAUUCUGCAAGCGCCUGGGAUACAGCAAUAUCCGUGAAUAUGAGGUCCAGCAAGGGUCCUUGCAAGAGGAGGCUGCUCAGAAGAAACUCGAGUACACGACGCAAAAAAGCCGGAUCGAGAACCAGCUUAGCUUCGAGAACCAGCGUCUCCAGGCAACUGCCGACCGUGUUGCCGGUCUCCAAGCACAACACCACCGCGACGAGGAAUUGAUCGAGGAACUUCAGGCAGAGCAGGAGAGCAUCCGGAACCAGCUGGAUGAGCUCAACGCCGAGCUUGAAAUCCUUCGGGAGAACCUGGAGGAGCAAAAGGAGGUUUACGCACAGUCGGGUGAGAACCUGACGCAACAUCGCAGAGAGCUCCAGAAGCGCAGCAGAGAAGCCGAGGGCACGAUCAAGAGCAUCAAUGCUCUGGAAACGGAAAUGCAGCGCAAUUCGUCCAGUCGAUACGCCCUCCUCCGGCGUUGCAAGCUCGAAGACAUCGACGUCCCAUUGACUGAUGAUUCGAAUCCCCUGGACCAACUCCCCAUCGAUGAGCUCGUCCAGGCUGGAGACCCGGAUGCUAUGGAUGUGGAUGAAGAUGGUAUCGGCGGCAGCGGCCAGACGUUCGAAGACUACGGUAUUGAAGUCGACUUCGACUCCUUGGGAGAAACCCUGAAGGAGGAGAGCGACGAGAAGUUGGAGGAGGAGCUCCUCGACAAGGUCCGGUCCCUCAACAACGAGCUUGACAAGAUGGCACCGAACACACGUGCCAUGGAGCGACUCGAGAGCGUGGAAAACAAACUCAGGGCGACGGAGAAGGACUUCGAGGACACCCGCAAGCAAGCCCGCAGAACCAAGGAGGACUUCGAGGAUGUGAUGCGCCAGCGAUCGGAUCUGUUCAACAAGGCCUUCUCGCACAUCUCCGAGCAGAUCGGUCCGAUCUAUCGCGAACUGACCAAGAGCAGCAACUAUCCGCUGGGUGGACAAGCCUACCUCGACAUCGAAGACUCAGACGAGCCCUACCUCGACGGCAUCAAAUACCACGCCAUGCCCCCCCUUAAGCGUUUCCGAGACAUGGAGCACCUUUCCGGUGGCGAGAAGACCAUGGCCGCCUUGGCUCUGCUGUUCGCCAUCCACUCCUACCAACCGUCUCCAUUCUUCGUGCUCGACGAGGUCGACGCCGCCCUGGAUAACACCAACGUCGCCCGUAUCGCGAACUACAUCCACGACCACGCUGCGCCCGGUAUGCAGUUCAUCGUCAUCAGUCUGAAAAACGGUCUCUUCCAGAACAGUGAGGCCUUGGUUGGUAUCUACAGAGAUCAGGUUGAGAAUAGCAGUAAAUCUCUGACUCUUGAUCUCCGUAAAUACAACUAAACUAAACUAAACGAAUGAAUGGCCGGUUGCCGUGGCGUUAUCUUAUCCUAUCUUAUCUUCUUUCUCUUCUUCUUUUCCCCCUUUCAGUUAGUGCUUGAUUGAUGGAUGUGUAGAAUACGCUUUACUGCUUGCUCUGCUUGAUUAUGGCUGGCUAUUCUGGGCUUGAUGGGCAUGCUAGCAUGUUUUUAGUCCUUGCUUUGUUUGACUGUUUUGUUCACGUUUACGUUUUACUCACGGGUUAAUGCGAACUAUCUGCUUGGCGUUUGGGAUUCUUACUAUGUACUGGCUGUACGGAGUACUUGGGUGCCUAAGAUAGUAAGUAGGUUAGGUGCCUAGUAGUAGUGGUAGGCUAAGUGUGACUCGGU
Aspergillus heteromorphus CBS 117.55 is the source of this 4298-nucleotide messenger RNA. Its product is annotated as cohesin subunit SMC1. Gene Ontology annotation, molecular function: ATP hydrolysis activity; DNA binding; ATP binding. Gene Ontology annotation, biological process: sister chromatid cohesion. The record is from RefSeq and is a predicted model, not a curated record. The transcript has 6 exons. NCBI's taxonomy places the organism in Eukaryota, Fungi, Ascomycota, Eurotiomycetes, Eurotiales, Aspergillaceae. Gene Ontology annotation, cellular component: chromosome; cohesin complex; nucleus. Bases 148 to 3933 code for a protein of 1261 amino acids.